AUGAGAUUCAAUUCAUUCAAGCUCAAACGGCGGGCCCACUCUCUUAGCCGAACAAGCACUGAACAGUCAUGGAAUGUCUUUCGUCAGAUCAACUGGAGCCGCAACUUUUCCCGCGAUGGCGCCUCGGGUGAGUCUGGACGGAAACGGGAGGAUGAAGAUGAUGCUCAGAGCAAAUCACUGGGAAAGCACCAACCUUUCACGGCCGCCAACCAGAUCCAGCGCACACUGCUCAGUUCGUGGAUCAACAUCCUCCUCCUGGCAGCGCCUGCCGGCAUCGCGAUCAACUAUGUCUCCUCAAUCAGCCGAGUUGCCGUCUUCGUAGUCAACUUCAUCGCCAUCAUUCCCCUGGCGGCCAUGCUGGGUUUUGCGACGGAGGAAAUCGCUCUACGGACCGGCGAAGUCUGGGGCGGACUGAUCAACGCAACUUUCGGAAACGCCGUGGAACUCAUAGUCGCCAUCUUGGCUCUGGUGAAGCACGAGUACGUCAUCGUGAGGACUUCCCUCAUUGGGUCCAUCCUCUCGAAUCUACUGCUCGUCAUGGGCUGCUGUUUCUUCUUCGGCGGUCUGAGACGCCCGCAACAGUACUUCAAUGAGACAGCCGCGCAGACGGCAACGUCUCUCCUCGCGCUCGCCAUCGCCGCCGUCAUCAUUCCCACAGUUUUCGACUACACCACGGACAACCCGGUCAAGGACAUCGCCGGUCUCUCGCGCGGCACCUCUGUGAUUCUGCUCGUCGUCUACAGCGCCUAUCUCCUCUUCCAGCUCAAGACCCACAAGACGAUCUUCUCCGAGGAGAGCCAAAAGGUCGCCGCCAAGCCCUGGACCAGAAGUUCCCUCGAUGAGGGCGCCGUGGGGCGAGGUAUCGCGCUGCCUGGUGCUCUCAUGAGUGGCGGGGUUUCUGAUGGUAACGAGAACUCGGCCGUUUUCAAGCAGGCUGGUAGCGAUGGGGAAGAGGAAGAUGAGGAGGAGGAACCCCAGCUGCACUUCUUCGUCGCGCUCGGCACUCUCGUCUUUUCCACCGUCAUCAUCGCCCUGUGCGCCGACUACAUGGUGGACUCGAUCGACUCGGUGACGGAGAACAGCAGUCUCAAGAAGGAAUUCGUCGGUCUGAUUCUUCUCCCGAUCGUGGGCAAUGCGGCCGAGCACGCCACGGCCGUCACCGUCGCCAUCAAGGACAAGAUGGAUCUGGCAAUUGGUGUUGCCGUCGGGUCCAGCAUGCAGGUUGCGCUGCUCCUCUUCCCGCUCCUCAUUAUCAUCGGCUGGGGUCUGGGACUGGAUGAGAUGAAUCUCAGCUUCGACCUGUUCCAGGUGGCAGUCAUGUUUGUUGCGGUCCUCCUAGUCAAUUACCUCAUUGCCGAUGGCAAGAGUCAUUGGCUGGAGGGCUUCCUGUUGAUCUGCUUAUAUUCAAUCAUCGGCACCUGUGCUUUUUAUUAUCCCAACAAUCAAAGUAAUUCAUCGGAGUAG
Clonostachys rhizophaga is the source of this 1464-nucleotide messenger RNA. Lineage: Eukaryota; Fungi; Ascomycota; Sordariomycetes; Hypocreales; Bionectriaceae. The record is from the annotation of a GenBank genome assembly.